AUGGCUCACUACUACCAGCACAAAUCAUCCGAGGAUCGCGGAAAAAUAUGUUUAGUUCUCGAUUUGGAUGAAACUUUAGUACAUAGUUCAUUCUUAGCUAUUCCUCAUGCAGAUUAUAGAUUUAACAUCGGUGUAGAACAGAAUCCGGUUGGUGUUUUCGUAUGUGUACGUCCAGGAGCCGAAAAAUUCUUGAGAGAAUUAGGAUCUCUUUACGAAAUUAUAAUUUUUACUGCUUCUUGCCAGGUUUAUGCAGAUCCUGUUAUCGAUUUCAUCGAUAAGGGCAGAGUUGUUAAAUAUAGACUUUAUCGUGAAGCUUGUACAGACUUCAAUGGCAGCUUUGUUAAAGAUUUGAGCCGCUUGAACAGACCAUUAGAGAAAAUUAUUAUUAUCGAUAACUCUAGCGUUGCUUAUUUGCUACAGCCAUAUAAUGCAAUUCCAAUUGGGUCAUGGUUUGAUGAUCCGACAGAUAAUGAGCUUUUUAUUAUACUAGAAAAACUCAAGCACCAUCAUCGUGCAAAGAAUAUUAACUCUAUUCUUUAUCCUGAAUAA
This is a messenger RNA of Trichomonas vaginalis G3, 549 nucleotides long. Its product is annotated as phosphoprotein phosphatase protein. The transcript has a single exon. The record is from RefSeq and is a predicted model, not a curated record. NCBI's taxonomy places the organism in Eukaryota, Parabasalia, Trichomonadida, Trichomonadidae. Gene Ontology annotation, molecular function: phosphoprotein phosphatase activity. Bases 1 to 549 code for a protein of 182 amino acids.